AUGGAGACUAUGAUAAAAGGCAAUCUAUCAGACUGGAUGAAAACCCAAAUGAAAAGUUCAUUUUCAGAUGAAUUAGACUGUAUCACAAACACAACUGAUGAGGAAAAUGAAGACUUACCUUAUGAUGGAGACCUAGGAAUAACCUGUCAACAUAGCAAUUAUUCAGAUAAUUUGAGUGACUGUACCUGUAUAAAACAUAUUUCUGAUAUUUUUUUAAACAUUUCCUGUUCUGAAGAUAACAAAAAUAUAAAAGCAGCAACAAGUUAUGAAACUCAUCCACGGCCUGAAGAGGUUUUCAAUUACCAUACACUUGCCACAGAAACAACUGGAAUUUCAGUUGAAAUGCCUGGCAGUGAAGCUGCUCUUCAGAAGGAAUUACCUGUUGGUGGUUUUAGCAGACUCAGCAGAAAGGAACAUCUCACUGACUCAAAAAUGUCUGAUGUCCUUUUGCGUCAUUUUUCUAAGGGAGAGUUAAUAACCACAUGCCAGUUAAUUGAAUGUGAGACUAUACCAGAAAUAUCCUUUAGUGAAAGUAUUGAUGAAACUGUGAAUAAACUUGAGACUUCAGAACUUGCUAAAAGGCCUUUAUCUCAUGAACAACAGACAACUAACUUUGCAGAGUAUCGCUUAGAAAAGCACAAGGAAAUAAACACUGGUGAGAAAGAUCAAACUUUGCUAAAUGAAAAUACGCUUGUUUCAAAGAGAUAUAUUUCCACUGCUUCUGAGUGUGGGUACAUACAAGAAAGUCCACCACUAAUUAGUAAGAAUGAAGAUACAUGCAUCUUUCAAAACACUAAAAAAGAACAACAAAAAGAUCCAUUUAAGGGAAUGGGUUUAUCUCAUGAGCUCAAAUUUGGCCAAGGUCAAGUUCGUUAUUGCCUUCCUGAUUUCUCUAAAAUUUCUCCAGACAUUGAAGUACCAAAAAGAAAUGACAAUAAUAAAUCAGUUCCUAUCAGUGAAAGGACAAAAACCUUUCCUAUUUUACCAAGUAAAUCAGUAAUUUUGAAUGACAUUGUAGAAAACAUUAACUAUUUUGAUUCUGUUGAAGUAGAGAAUCAAGAAGAAAUGAGUGUUCCAGAACUGUUGCAACAGCUAGAGAUGCUGACACAGCAUGCUGAUGCUCAGAAUCAUACUGAUCAUUUGAGAUUUAAUCCUAAGAUACUUCCUCAGUCAUAUUUUGCAAAUGCAGGUUCUGCCAUUUACUCAGGAAGCACCGAGAUACCCUCUGAGGUCUUUGCAUUACACCCUCCUAUUCCUAUACAACCUAUGCUUAGUUGUUCUGAAGCAGGAUUACAGUGUGGGGCAGCAGUAUCAACAUUACCAUCAGCUGGUACAGUAGAAGCACACUGCCUAAAUCCUUCCAGUUUACUGCCAGAACUAACCCAAGGAAAAAAAAUGACUCAAAUACUAAAGGAACAAACGGACCAACUGAAAAUGAGAGUAGAAGACUUCUCUAAACAUAUGACCCAAGAGACAUUCCUUUUACAAGACAAAUAUCUGGUGUUAAAUCAAUUGAAAAGAUGCCUUGAUGCCCUGGAGCAGAAUUACUUAACAGCUAGAGAGCAGCACCGUAAUUUACAACUGCAGAACUACAAGGACAAGUCUAUCAAUGUUGGAAAGUUUGAUCCUGAAAGAAAGGUGGAAGGGGAAAUAUUUAGACUUGGCAUGAUGCUUGAAGACAUCCGUGAACAGACUGGUGACAGCAAAUGCAGCUUUUCUCCUUUGCUUACUCCUUAUGAAUCUGCCCAUUCGUCCUAUUCUCUUUGUGAGAGCUCAGGAAAUUCAGGCAUUACUGAUCCUGCAAAAAGAACAGCUACUGAAACUGCAUUUCUUCACAAGAACAACAAGGUGGAAAAUACGAGUCAUACAGUUGAUGUGAUCCCACACACAGAUCAUGAACCUUUUUUAGAAGGUGACAAGUGCAAUCCUUACCCACAUGUCCAAUUGAAAUUACAGAAGAGAGCUGAAUCAACUUUCAAAAGAGAAAUGGAGCCUCUGAUAAAAGGAGGUCUACUAGCCAGUAAUCAUUCUCCAAAUAUAAUGGUGCAACAGAGAUUUCCUUCACCUAAGAAAAUACAUGGUGCUGAAGGUCUUGGAUCCCCCAGUCAGAGUAAAUUAAGUAAAAAAUGUAAUGCAGAUGAAAAAAAUAUGGAAAAUAGUGAAAGCAUCCAGGAAAGGAAAACUGGGAGAUGUUCUCAUGCUCAAAGUAAUGAAAGCAUCCAGGAAAGGAAAACUGGGAGAUGUUCAAUCUUCAUUCCAGGAAGACCAACCGAUUUAUCAGAUACUAACCUGAGCAGUGAUUCAGAAGACAUCUCAGCAUGUGAUUCUUACAAUGAUUCACAAAGUGAGGAAUUUCUGAACUAUGAGACUGAAAAUUACAAGACAUUCAAUACAAGAUCACAAGAAGAGAGAAAAGGAAUUAAAGACAGAUGCACUAGAGGAAGCAGAGAUCAACUUAAACUCAGGAAUUGUAAAGAGUUUGCUCAGUCUUGUGCCCUAUGUAGAAAUAAAAUUUCCAGUUUAACUUUAAGCAUGGCUUCAACAUUUUCAGAUUAUUCACAGAAGAGAAUCUCCACUCAAAAGGCUUACAGAAAUAAACCACCACACCAACUUGUAAAUAGAUGUUCUCAAAGGCAAAACAUGGAGACUGCCAAAACCUGCUAUUCAAGCAUGUAUGAUACAGUUAUCCUUUCACCUCAGUACCUACCCAGAAAGACGACUCCUGGAAGCAAAUCAGCAGUAAACAUCAGGAACAAAAAUAUUUUAAGUUCUGCUCUGGAUCAUGCUAUACAGACAGCAAACAGUUUGAAGAAAACUACAGAACGAAUGGUACAAGCAGUUUCAGAAGAUCUAGCUAAAGUUAGAAGCAAACAGCUUUAAUUACCCAGCUUGAAAUACUGUAUACUUGUAAAUGAGCAAACAAAGUAUCUCUACAAAUAUAGA
Molecule: messenger RNA, 2943 nt
Organism: Rhea pennata
Lineage: Eukaryota; Metazoa; Chordata; Aves; Rheiformes; Rheidae
Gene: AKNAD1
Product: AKNA domain containing 1
Exons: 16
Coding region: 1-2880 (959 amino acids)
Source: RefSeq, a predicted model, not a curated record